This is a messenger RNA of Botrytis porri, 2741 nucleotides long. RefSeq lists its product as uncharacterized. Lineage: Eukaryota; Fungi; Ascomycota; Leotiomycetes; Helotiales; Sclerotiniaceae. The record is from RefSeq and is a predicted model, not a curated record. The coding region runs from base 1023 to 2555 and encodes 510 amino acids. The transcript is spliced from 7 exons.
AAUCAGCGCCGCAUUGUAAAGCCUCGAUUUGAAUCAAAUCCAUAUGUACGACACCACGUUGUUCUCUCGAGUCAUUAUUGAAAGUUUUAGUCCGAGAGCCUUCAAUAGCGCAGACACACAGACAUCAUUGCCUAUCACAAUCUCCCUUUCAUCUCAAGUCUCAAAUACUUUCUGAGCCACUGACCAAAAAAAAUAUUCUCAAUAGUGUGAAGCUUAAGAUCAAAAUCGAACCAAUUUCCCAUCUCAUGUGGUAUUAAAACCGAGGCCUUGAUGCUCUAGAGUCUAGAGUCAGAGGCUUAGAAAACCGGCGGGGGAAGCAGGGUGCAUGUGCGACAUCCACCCGAAUUCUGCACGGAGUCUUUAUUAUAAAUUAUGCCAUCCAUCGGAGAUUCUAAGAUAUCUACCCCCAUGAUCCAUCGUUUGAGAGUUCUCUUUCUGCACCCGGAUUGGAUGAAAGAUAAGAUUGUAAGGAUUCUCCGCAUGUUCUUCCUCAUUGCCCCCAAGUGGCCCCCAAGUGGCCAAUGAUGGUUCCGUAUCAGCGGCACGGCAAGGUCGUACUCUGUAGAUGUGGUAACUUGGUAAGAAGAUGAAUUGCAGGACUGGUCUAAGUGAAAAAGAUGGAAUGCGCUUUUCAUGGAAUCGAGGCUGGUCACAGCACAGCGAAAAUGCUUAACCGCAGACCGUUCGGCUUUAAUCGCCGUAGUACCCUCGUGGAAAUGUUUACUUCCCUCUCUUUCUCUUCUCGUUCUUACUUUUGCUAAUUGCUGUCUCUAAUUUCUCUUACUGGUUAAUACUGGUCCUAUUUACAUAUACAUCUUUGUCUUCGCUUGACGUAUUGAUAUGAGAUGCAUCUUACUUUCUUUUGAACCCUUCCCACUAUCUAUUGAAUUCGAGAAAGCUAGUAGUGUCUCAUUCACUCCACAAUCUUUUGCAGUCUUUUUUUGGAUCUACAUUAUAUCUCCCUUUCCUUUCGAUCUCCAACGAGUUUUUUUACGUCUGAAGUCGCAGAGACCACUUGCAACAUGCAAAAACCUCCCGCCUGGGUAAUAGCCGCUUGGCCUGAGCCCAAUUAUGUCGAUCCAGAAACACAUGGAUGGGGGAAUGUUAUUCUGAAUAUCGUGUUAUACAUAGUCCUUUGUUGCUUUAUUUCACUGAGGAUAUGGACGAGGACAAGACUGAGGGCUUCUUUUGGGGCGGAUGACAUGAUGAUCUUAUUUGCUAUGAUUCCUACGACCGGGUUCUUUGUUCUGAGUCUGCUGGCAGAUUUGAAAUUCAUGUGGACCAGACAUCAAUACGACAUCCCAAGCUCACAUGUGGAAUUUGGACUGAAGAUGGUCCUCUUGAUAGAGAUCAUGUUCGCAUCAGCAUGCACGUUCACCAAAUUAUCCAUGUUAAUGCUUGUUCGUCGCAUGUUAACCAGUGCCACGAUAUUCUGGAGACGGGUGACUCUGGCUGCUAUUUGCAUAGUAGGGUUACAAGGAGCCUUAUUUUGUAUUGUGUUGGUGUUUCAAUGUAGACCCCCGCAGGAUUACUGGAAAAUAACAGACGAGCCCCAACCAAACUGCAUAGAUCAAUCCUCUACACUCCUUUUCGCCGGAAUUAUCAACACUCUUACAGAUUUUCUCGUGGUCAUCCUUCCCAUCCGUACAGUGUACUCAACAAAUCUCCCCCGUCGUCAAACCCUCAUCGUCUCUUUCCUCUUCACCCUCGGUUUCCUAUCAUGUUUUGCAGGUGUCAUUCGUACAUACUACAUGUACCAAGUAACACAAACAUAUGAUCAAGUAUGGGCUUCUUUCCCCGUAUGGGUUUCUGCAGCUGUAGAAUUAUAUGUUGGAAUUAUAUGCACCUCCAUUCCGGCCACCAAAGUCUUCUUCGCAACCUACAUUCCCAAAAUCUUUAAUUCCCACCCCUCUCGCCCCUCUCAAUCUUCUUUCAGUGCCCCAAAUAUUUUCAAGAGUAUCCCAGUCCCACCUUCCGGCUUCGGCAUCACAUCCACCUCCCAAUCCACGCACUCUCUCCCUAAAUCAAAAUCACGCUCCAACUCCAACUCCAAUGUCCUCAGCAAUCAAAGCUCCCAAAUUCCCCUCUACGGAAGCGAAGAAGACACCCAUUACGACAACGACACCGACCUCGACCAAACCAUCGGAACGAGCAUUUUCGAACUCGGCACCUACACAAACCGCUCGAGCAAAUCGAGCAAAACAAGCAGCACAUGCCCGAUCAUCGCAGAUGAGGAAAUGCACAUCGGAACCGCAUCCGUCAUCUCACCGCUAAACAGCAAUCCAGUCCUCAACAGCACCCACAAUAUCGCGAACCUAGGCCGCAAUAUCCUGGGUUCUGUGCGACGAGAUAAAUUAUCGCUUGGCAGCGAUCGCUCGCGCAAUCGAUCGAGGUCGAGGAAUCGCUCGAGGAAUCAGGAGAGAGAAAAUGAUGAUCUCUAUUUGUCUCUCUCGGAGGAAUCAGGACGGAAGGAAAAGGAAGGGGGCUGGGAUAUACAUAUUGAUGUGGUGAGGACGGUGGAGGUGGAAGAGGAAUGUAUUGCGGGGAGGAUAUGAUACGAUGUGAUGCGAUGUGAUGUGCUAAUUGAUAAUGGAUAGGCCCUGGAGGCUCAACUUGAGAUUUUACAGUCUUGAGAGUCAAAAGUAGUCUUGAAGGUCGUUGGUUGAUGUUUUCGUGUAUAUAAUUUCUUCUUCUUCAAACAGUAUUUUAUUGUAUGUAUGUAUGUAGCUUGAUUGUUGGAC